AUGGACAGCAAACACUCAGGAACAGCGGUGCCUAAGGUAGACACGGUUGUGCUGUUAGCCGAUGAGGAGCAACCACGAAACGUCUGGAGAAUGGGACGUAUCUCCAACCUGAAAACACUCAGCGACGGAGCGAUACGCGAGGCCGAAGUUAAGCUCCCAAAUGGGCACGUGUUAAGACGACAGGUCAACCGCCUGGUGCCAUUAAAAAUUCAGGAGGGGUUACAAGAGCCUCCUGCUCCAACAAAAUCGAAGUACGACACUACACCGACCGCG
This is a messenger RNA of Ostertagia ostertagi, 273 nucleotides long. Lineage: Eukaryota; Metazoa; Nematoda; Chromadorea; Rhabditida; Trichostrongylidae. The record is from the annotation of a GenBank genome assembly.